This is a messenger RNA of Ailuropoda melanoleuca (giant panda), 3145 nucleotides long. RefSeq names its product GTPase IMAP family member 8-like. Bases 144 to 1388 code for a protein of 414 amino acids. Gene Ontology annotation, cellular component: endoplasmic reticulum. The transcript is spliced from 3 exons. The record is from RefSeq and is a predicted model, not a curated record. Lineage: Eukaryota; Metazoa; Chordata; Mammalia; Carnivora; Ursidae. Gene Ontology annotation, molecular function: GTP binding.
UCGCCUGGGAAGCAGUGCGUUCCCCAGGUCAGGAUGGAGGGUCCCCCUGGAGGGGUGUGAGGAGUUGCUGGAGGUGGGGGUGGGAGAAAGAAAACAGCAUCUUCCCGGUUUCCGCAGUCUUGGGAAGGGGCCUCGGAGCCGGGAUGGCGGAGAUCACCCGGAGGAGAAAGGCCUGCAGCGCGCUGUCCCCUCCCUGGCCUGGCUCAGCCUCCGCAGGCGUCACGGUGUCUGACCCGGGGACGGGGAGCCCCUGCACAAUGACCCUCUCUGGGGACCCUCCCGAAGCUCGGCCUGGGCCCCAGCUCCCGUGCCGCAGCCCCAGACCGAGCCUCCGCUCUCACGUCCCCACCUGCCCUUCGGUCGGUCGGCGGUCGCGCGAACCUGACACCCCUGCGAACUCCACCCCCACCCUCCACCCCCCCACCCCCAACUGCCUCCCGUUUGUACAUCAACGUAGAAACCUCUUCCUACUCGGAAGCGGAGUUCGUCAGAAGGAUCCCGCCCCUGGCGCGCCGGGCUCGCCGCUGCUUUCUCUCCACGCUGCCCGCGGGGACCUCAGCGGCGUCCCCGGAGCCAUGGAGCCUGCGACGCGCCCGGAGACCGGAUCGAGCAGAACCAACGAGAGCCCGUGUCAGGAGAGGGAGCCGGAGCCCGGCUGCUCCAUGCCGGAACUGAGGCUUCUCCUCUUAGGGAGCUGUGGUGCGGGAAAAAGUGCCACAGGAAACACGAUUCUGGGCAAACCUGUGUUUGUGUCCAGGUGUAGUGGCCAGAUGGUGACAAAAAUGUGCCAGAGAGAGAGUGGGACCAUAGGAGAGGGGAAGGUUGUGGUCAUCGACACCCCCGACCUUUUCUCCUCCAUGUCUUCUGAUGAAGACAAGCAACGUAAUGUGGAACACUGCUUGGAGCUCUCUGCGCCCAGCCUCCACGUCCUGCUGCUGAUAAUUCCCAUCGGCCGCUAUAAGGGGGAGGACAAAGAGGCCGUCAGGGGCAUCCAGAAGUUGUUUGGAGCUGAAGCCAGGAGGUACAUCAUUAUCGUCUUCACUCGGGAGGAUGAUUUGGAGGGUAACUCGCUGCAAGAGUACAUCAAAGGGGAGGAGUACCUCUCGGAGCUGGUUGAAAACUACGGAGGCCGGUACUGCGCUCUGAACAACAAAGCAAGCGAGGAGGGGAGGGCCCGCCAGGUGAGGGGGCUCCUCUGCCAGGUCCAGCGUUUGAUGGAUGAAAACGGAGGACCGUAUAUCGUGAACUUCAGAAAAGAAGGCAGUAGGUUUCUGAAUUGUGUGAAUGAAGCCACGUCUCAGAAGGGGGACAAGCCACAUGGUAAGAUGAUCCUUAAAAAUGUUAAGCUUACACCUGUAUCCUUACAAAUGCAUCAUGUGUCAAAAUGAAGUAGAGAAAUUAGAUAAGUAGGAACAAAGAUGUACCUAGCUCAGGUUGGUGCCCACAGCCUGUCCCCUAGGGAACUCCUAAUACUUGGGAGUAGGUUCUGGACAUGGUAUGGGUGUCCCAGGUCUUGCCUGAAAUGUGAUAGAGGUGGACUUGCCUUCGUGGCUUCUUCUCCGACUCAGCCUUGUCUUUCUGGCCCUGGAUCCAGGACUAUACAAUGUUGACUCCCUCUGGGAAAGCAGAAACUACCUUCAUGGAUAACACUCAUUUGUAGAAUUCAGUAGUGGAGGUCAGGAUCCAUCCUGCACACUGCACAGGUCAAUCCAUAUAGAUACACCUUGUUCUGUUUAGUAGGUGCGAUUUUGUCCACAGUAAGGGCAUACACGACUAAUUUAACCAUCCCUUUAUUGAUGGACUUUCAGGUUAUUUCUAGGCCAUCUGUGCAAGAACUGAAUAUUCAGCAGUGAAUAAGGUAGAUGAGAUCUCUGUCUUCAUAGAACUUCUCCAAGUAAUAAUAAUAAUAAUAAUUAUUAUUAUUAUAAUUUCAACUUUAAUGAUAAUCAUAAUUGACAUUAUGUACUGGAAAAAUAUAUAAAUAAUUCACUCUUCCCAGCAUACAACAUAAUUCUCAUAAUAACCAUACACAUAUAUUCCUCUUAACAGCCCUAUGAAGAGGGUGGUAUUAUCAUUAUUCUUAAUUACAGAUGAGUAAACUUACCCAGAAAUAUGUGAAUUCAGGCAGAAGUAAAGAUUUAAAAUUCUGUUGAUACCCUUCAGUCAAGACCUCCAGGAACUUUCCUGUUAUGUCCCCAAAUGAUUCCUCGCUGCCUUGAGGAAAUAGCACGCAUGGGGAGCCAUGGGAAGCCAUGGGGUGUCUCAGAAUGAGGGCACUGGAAGAGACUUUUGAUAGGAUGCAGACUUGUGUGAGGUGAUUUUGGGGAAAGUCGGAGCUUUUGAAGACAACAUAAGAAGGACGAACCAUCACUAGCAUUUCAGUGGCUUACUUUAAAGGCCAUGUUCAUUCCACCUCCCAGACCUGCGACUCCUAGCGCCCAGAAUGCCUCAGACGCUGACUAUACCCUGGAGUGGCUGACUCUGCCAUUUGCUCAGCCUGAAGUUCUGGUGCUGACCUUGGGUUGAAGAGAAGUGGUGGGGGCAGGGCACGUGUGCAGAGAGAGUUUUGUGGCACAGGUUUCUACAGUAAUUUAUUGAGGUAACAAUUAACAGAGAGUAAAAUGCACAAAUCUUAAGUGUAUAGCUCAACGACUUUUUACAGUUCUGCGCAUGUGCGACCACCAUGUCGAUAAAGAUCUGGAGCAUUUCCAUCACCUCACGAGUUUCUGCUGCGUCUCCCCAAAGGGAACUGAAUCCAGACUUCUGAGAACGUAGACUAAUUUUGUCUGUUCUCGAACUUCAUAGAGUGGAACCCGAUAGCGUGUGGUUUUGUGUCUGGCUUCUUUCGUUUAGCCUGUUUUGAAGAUCCAUGCACGUUGCGUAUCCAUAGUUCAUCCAUUCAUUCUUUCAUUUUUUUGACUGCUGAGUAGUAUAACAGUUUAUAAAUAUACUACCAAAGGGCAUUUUAUUUUAUUUUAUUCAUUUAUUUUUUCCAAGGGGCAUUUUAAACUCAGAUUCUCCCUUGUCUUGCUUUAGCCCAUGGACUUCAUAGCCCAGACACUUAUCUUUGGUAGCACAAUGAAAGGAAGUCUAAGGACCAAGACCACUAAAAGCCAAGCUUAACAUUUUCACAUUCCUGGGAAGU